AUGUCAGUCCCUAGGCCAAGCUUUUGGAGGGUCCUCUCCGACACCUGGCGCAUACUGAGCUCCAAUCCCCUCCAUUUCGCAGCCCUAUCACUCCUUUUCAUCUUCCCCAUCUCGCUGUUUAACGUCAUCCACACUUUGAUUUUGCCGCCAUCUCCCUCUCCACUUUCUCACUAUCGCCGCCUCCUCUCCACUGAAAUCCCCUCCUUGGACAAAUCCCAAAUCCUCUACUUGGUAGCUCUCCUCAUCUUCAACCUCUGCUCCGUCGCUUCCGUCACCCACAGCAUCUUCCAUGGCUUCAACGGCAAGCCCAUCAAACUCGCCGCCUCCCUCAAAUCCAUCCUCUCCUCCUUCCUCCCUCUCCUCGCCACCAAGAUCGUCUACUUAAUCAUCUUCGCGGCUAUUACCUUCGGCUACGGAAUCUGCAUAGGUUUCGUUUUCCUGGGUUUGUUUUUUCUAGGGUUCGAUGUCGAGCCCAGCAGCAAAUCCUCCAUGGCCGUCGUUAUCGUCACGAUGAUCCCGUUUCUCGCACUCUUCUUCUACUUGGGCAUAAAGUGGUAUCUGGCGUGGUCUAUAGUCGUCGUCGAAUCCAAGUACGGCUUCGCGCCAUUCAAGAGGAGCUCGAAUCUGGUGAAGGGGGCGAAGCUGGUGGCCUUGUUGAUGAUCUUGGUGUUGGCGAUUCUGCAGAUGAUUUUGUCGGGAUGGUUCUCUGCUUUGGGCGGCGGGAGAGGAUGCAGCGGCGGCGUGGUUGUGCAAUUGGUGGCUUACGCUGUGUUGAGUAGCGUGGUGGCGCUCUUUGGCUUGGCUGCAGACACGGUGUUGCUGGUCCAUUGCAAAGAGUUUAAUAAUGAGAAUGGGGAAUUGGAGUUUGUGAGUGAUGAGAAGAAGUUAGGGCAGGUUUAUGUCCCGUUGCCUGUUGACGAGGUCGUCUAG
Molecule: messenger RNA, 930 nt
Organism: Salvia miltiorrhiza (redroot sage)
Lineage: Eukaryota; Viridiplantae; Streptophyta; Magnoliopsida; Lamiales; Lamiaceae
Exons: 1
Coding region: 1-930 (309 amino acids)
Source: RefSeq, a predicted model, not a curated record